GAGUCGGAACGAAAAACGGUGCACCCGCAGACACCCACAGAAGCAGGGACGAUGGAGAGCCGGAUCCUGUUGGUGCUUGGCUUUGCCAUGGCAGCCUCAGCUUUGUCUCCUACCCAAGAGGAUAUCAGCUACGAGGAGGCCGUUUCAUUGGCUAUCAACCUCUACAACCAAGAGCCAGAGACGGCGUGGGCCUUCCGGCUCCUGAAAGCCAAGCCCCAGCCAGAGUGGGACCCCUCGAUCCAGUCCCUCCAGGAGCUGGAAUUCACCGUGCAGGAGACCACUUGCCCACCUUCGAAGCAUCUGAACCUGGACAGGUGUGACUUCAAGGAUGACGGGGUGGUGAAGGAAUGUUACGGAACCAUCUUUUCGGAGCAGGGAGCUCCUGUCAUCCAGUAUCUGUGUGAAACAGAAGGCGAGGGGCACAUCCGUGUCCGGAGGGGGAUUCGGAAAGUGAUCAGGAAAGUCAAGAAGGGGAUCAUGAGAAUGCUUCCUGGAGGAGGAUCCCCCAUUGCGGGAGGAAAUCAGGGUGAGGCAGAGUACAUAGGAGGCGACAGGGAAUUGAAAACAGUGCACCCGCAGACACCCACAGAAGCAGGGACGAUGGCGAGCCGGAUGCUGCUGGUGCUUGGCUUUGCCAUGGCAGCCGCAGCUUUGUCUCCUACUCAAGAGGAGGUCAGCUACGAGGAGGCUGUUUCGUUGGCCGUCGACCUCUACAACCAAGAGUCAGAGACGGCGUGGGGCUUCCGACUCCUGAAAGCCAAGCCCCAUCCCAAGUGGGACCCCUCAAUCCGGUUCCUCCAGGAGAUGGAAUUCACCAUUCAGGAGACCACCUGCCCACCUUCAGAGCAGCUGAACCUGGACAAGUGUGACUUCAAGGACAACGGGCUGGUGAAGGAAUGUUACGGAACCAUCUUUUCGGAGCAGGGGACGCCCGUCGUCGGGUAUCUGUGUGAAACUGCAGGCAAGCGGCGCAGCCGCGUCAGGAGGAACGUUCGGAAAGUGACAAUCAAGAUAAAGGAUCAAGAACAUGAUUGCACGUGCACCCCGAAACUGCCUCCUGGAGGGGGGUCGUCCAUUGCAAAUGUGCCCUCAGGUGGGGGGCAUAUUGAGUGAAGUACCAGCCUGGGCAGCCGAGGAGGCCGAGUUGUCCCCGGGGCUGGUGGAGGAGCAGGCAAAGAGGCUCUCAGCAUCGUUCCCGUUUCCCGCCACUGAUGCGGCUUGCAGAGGGAAGUCGCUUUCAGAGCGGUUGCUUCAUGCUGUCCGGACCUUGCCAAAGCCCUUCUCCGUUUCCUUCCGUUUCACAUUCUCUCUUCCCAGGAGAUGACUGUGCUCUUUCAGCUCAGGUUUUCUUGAGUUUUUACAGGGACUGGUUUUCUGUGCUGCCUUUCUGCCCAAUUAUUAUUGUUAUUACUAUUAUUAUUUAUUAAAUUUGUGAGUUGUCUCGUCCUGGCCAAUGUUGGCCUUUAGGUGAUGUAUAACAAGAAAUGCACAUAAAAUCAAUAAAGCCAGUGAAUCGAAAA
This is a messenger RNA of Heteronotia binoei (common prickly gecko), 1520 nucleotides long. RefSeq lists its product as uncharacterized. Bases 52 to 1113 code for a protein of 353 amino acids. Gene Ontology annotation, molecular function: lipopolysaccharide binding. Lineage: Eukaryota; Metazoa; Chordata; Lepidosauria; Squamata; Gekkonidae. Gene Ontology annotation, cellular component: extracellular region. The transcript is spliced from 8 exons. Gene Ontology annotation, biological process: defense response to Gram-negative bacterium; innate immune response; antimicrobial humoral immune response mediated by antimicrobial peptide. The record is from RefSeq and is a predicted model, not a curated record.